Cuscuta epithymum is the source of this 1759-nucleotide messenger RNA. NCBI's taxonomy places the organism in Eukaryota, Viridiplantae, Streptophyta, Magnoliopsida, Solanales, Convolvulaceae. The record is from the annotation of a GenBank genome assembly.
AUACUUGACUUAUUUGAGAAUCUCUCUGGGCCCAAAGAUUCCGUAAUAAAAAUUGAUUCCAGUUCUUGAUUUUAUUCCAUCAUAUCUGUAUUUCAUUAUAUAUAUUUUAAUUUUCGUGCAAAUUGUUUGUGUAUAUAUUAAUGGGUGGAGAAAACUCAGAGAAGAAGUAGUCCUGAGUAGCUAAUUCAGAGAAGUUAUUCUGAUUGGUUUCAGUUCUCGGAGUGAGUUUAUCCUAAUCUGAUUGUUUCAUCACCUUGAUCAGGAACAUGAAUGCAUUGGCAGCCACCAAUAGGAACUUUAAGCUGGCUACCCGGCUGCUAGGCUUGGAUUCGAAGCUCGAAAAGAGUUUGCUGAUUCCAUUCCGCGAAAUCAAGGUUGAAUGCACAAUACCAAAAGAUGAUGGCUCCUUGGCGACAUUUGUCGGAUUUAGAGUUCAGCAUGACAAUGCUAGAGGUCCCAUGAAAGGAGGAAUUAGAUACCAUCCUGAGGUUGAUCCAGAUGAGGUGAAUGCGUUAGCACAGCUGAUGACAUGGAAGACAGCAGUAGCCAACAUACCAUAUGGUGGAGCUAAGGGAGGGAUAGGGUGCAACCCGAGCGAAUUGAGCAACUCUGAACUCGAACGUCUCACUCGUGUUUUUACUCAAAAGAUACACGAUUUGAUUGGCAUCCAUACUGAUGUCCCAGCUCCCGACAUGGGAACUGGUCCACAGACAAUGGCAUGGAUUCUAGACGAGUACUCCAAAUUUCACGGCCAUUCACCUGCAGUAGUAACCGGGAAACCCAUUGACCUAGGAGGUUCUCUAGGAAGGGAUGCCGCUACAGGGAGGGGUGUCCUUUUUGCAGCAGAAGCUCUUCUGAAUGAGCAUGGAAAGGGCAUUGCGGGGCAGCGAUUCGUUAUACAGGGAUUCGGCAAUGUUGGCUGCUGGGCUGCCAAACUAAUCAGCGAACAAGGUGGACAGAUUGUUGCAAUUAGUGAUGUCACUGGUGCUGUAAAGAACAAGAAGGGGAUCGAUAUCCCGAGUCUGAUGACACAUGUCAAGGAGAACCGUGGGGUACACGGUUUCCCGGAUGGAGAUGCAAUAGAUCCCAGUGCCAUAUUGGUUGAAGAUUGUGAUGUUCUAAUCCCUGCUGCUCUAGGAGGAGUCAUUAACCGGGAUAAUGCGAAAGACAUCAAAGCCAAGUUUAUCAUUGAGGCAGCUAAUCAUCCAACUGAUCCUGAAGCUGAUGAGAUUUUAGCAAAGAAAGGAGUUGUCAUCCUACCAGACAUAUAUGCAAACUCAGGUGGAGUCACUGUCAGUUACUUUGAAUGGGUUCAGAACAUUCAAGGCUUCAUGUGGGAUCAUGAGAAAGUAAAUGCUGAACUGAAGAGAUAUAUGAGCAGAGGGUUCAAGGACGUAAAAGACAUGUGCAAAACUCAUAAUUGUGACCUUCGUAUGGGUGCCUUCACUCUAGGUGUUAAUCGGGUCGCCAGGGCCACCCUUCUGAGGGGUUGGGAAGCCUAGAAGAUUAUUAUUACUAGUAUUAUAUUGCUAUUAUUAUUACUCUUACAUUAUUACUAUUAUUAUUAUUGUUAUUAAAUUAUUAUUAAUUAUGGAGUAUUAUUAUUAAUAUGCAUAAUCACUCUUCUUUUUUAAUUUGUACUAAUCGGAUAAAGGAAUGCUCCAAUAUUCCCUUCACCCUAUUAUUCUCAGUUGAUGUUAAUUCCAAACACGGGAUGAGAGUUUUGGCAAAAAGACAUUUUUUGCUAUGUAAUGUCGGC